Penicillium pulvis is the source of this 5229-nucleotide messenger RNA. RefSeq lists its product as uncharacterized. NCBI's taxonomy places the organism in Eukaryota, Fungi, Ascomycota, Eurotiomycetes, Eurotiales, Aspergillaceae. The transcript is spliced from 4 exons. The coding region runs from base 1 to 5229 and encodes 1742 amino acids. The record is from RefSeq and is a predicted model, not a curated record.
AUGGCGGCUGUCGCGAGCGCUCGCUACAAUGAAUGCGCCGGCAUGGUGCCAGGAGUACAGCAGAAAUGCUGGAAACUGGCGGUGAACACACUACUGGAUGACGUAUGGGCGAUACUCGUCAUGGGAGAAAAUACGGCUCUGUGUCAGGGUAAGAAGAUGGGAAGUCAGCCGGGCAUCAUUACGGAAUUGAAUUUCACUUCGCCUGCUCCGCCCUCGUACACCCAGCCGCCGCCGUCUUACGAAGAUGCCGUCAGCCAUUUACCGCCGGGUUAUGAGACUCUGGAUACCCUUGCGGAGCGCAAGACGGGUGUGCUGCCGGUGGCGCUACCGUUGCUAGCUGAAAAAGCCAAAUCAAAAUCAGUAAAUCAGUCCUCUUCUGUAUUGAAAGAUCGGAGGGACGUUGAUAUUGAUUUUGAGAGCGCGGUAGGCAUCCGGGAACAUAAGAAGAAAAAAGGUGGAGCAAAUAAGAAGCCAGUCGCUUCAACCCCGGCGGCAAAUGCCGGUGGCUCGGAUGGUGCAGGGGAGGAACCGCCGAGUGGUGAUGGUGGAGGAGAUGCAGGCGGAGGUGAAGGUGGAGAUGCGGGUUCCGGCGGAGGCGAUGGGGGUGACGGUGGUGAUGGCUGGGGGGAUAGCUGGGCUACAGCCGGGUCCAAAAAGAAGAGCAAGAAGGAAGAGGAGGAAGAAGAAGAAGCAGAACGACUGGCCAAAGAGGAAGAGGAAAAGAAGGCUGCUGAAGCAUCUGCUGCAAACAAUCUCAGCUGGGCUGAUGAUGGGGAUGCAGGUGAUGACGGUUGGGCUGGCGUUGGAAAAAAGAAGAAAGGAAAGAGUGAUGCACCAGUAGACGAUUUUCAGGAUAUCGGCCUGAACGAUGGUGCGCCACAGUUGGACUUGAACUUCGAUUCAGGGCCUAAAACGGGCGGGACUGGUUUUGGCUUUGGUGGCUGGGGGAAGGACUGGAAUACUGGCAACAAGACAGGUCUUGGGGCCAUCGGUGAGUCCGCUCCGAAAGAGGAAUCCAAAGAUACAAAUCCUUGGGCAAUCGGCAAGAGCAAAUCAUCGAAGACCCCCGGUGGGUUUGAUUUUGGCGACUUAGGAUCCGGAAAAGACUCCAAGCCCGACGACGACUGGGGUGCCUGGGAUAACCCAAAGGAUAAGAAGAAAAAGAGCCUGCUUGAUCCAGAGCCCGAACCGGAGCCUCAACCAGAACCUGAACCCGAGCCAGAGCCAGAACCAGAAGAGCCAGAACCGGAGCCCAUCAAAGACAUCACGCAGGAGGCUUGGUAUCUAAAUCUUUCCAAAAAGGAACAACGCAAGGCAAAGAAGGAAUGGGAAAAGAAGGUAAAGGAUGCUCAGGCCGAGGCCGAUGCUAAAGCUAAGGUGAAAGAGGAAGCCAAGGCAGCCAAGGAAGAGGAAGAACGCCUAGCAAGGGAAGAGGAGGAACGCCUAGCGAAGGAAGAGGAAGAAACGAAGGCCCAGGAGGAAGCAGAUCGCAAGGCUAAAGAGGAGGAGGAAGCCAAGAAAACCCAGCAAGAAUCCAACGACUGGGGCUGGAAUGUCCCGUCCAAGAAGGAGAAGAAAAAGAAGAUCGACCUUCUGGCUGACCCCUUACCUGCACCGGAUCCCCCAACGGAUAGUGGCUGGAUGGGUGAUUGGGGGACGACUGGGAAGAAGAAAAAAUCGAAGGAUCCAGAGCCAAUUCCAGAGCCAAAAGAAGACGACUGGUCUAGCUGGGGUGUCUCAACGAGCAAGGACAAGAAGAAGAGCAAGGGCAAAGUCGAACCGGAGCCUGCGCCCGAACCUGAGCCCGAGCCUGAACCUGAGCCUGAGCCUGAGCCUGAGCCCGAGCCAGAACCGGAACCUGAGCCUGAGCCUGAACCAAAGCGAGAGCCACUGGAUCCUCUCUAUGAAGACUGGCACACUAUAAGUUCGAAGGAGCGGAAGAAGCGAGAGAAACAGUUGACACGAAAAGGGCUUCCUAUCCCCGGAAAGGACGGCUUUGAACUUCCCUCUGAUAAACCGCCUGACCCUGAACCUGAGCCGGAGCCCGAGCCUCCUGUCGAACCUGAGCCUGAACCUGAACCGGAACCGGAACCUGAGCCCGAGCCAGAACCUGAACCUGAGCCGGAACCCGAGCCAGUGAAGGUAGUGGAAGAGGAGAGCUGGGGAGGAGCCUGGGGCGUUACUAAGACCAAGAAGAAAAAGAAGGGCAAAGAUAUUGAAGAGCCGCCACCUCGCGCUCCUACACCUCCUCCUCAGGGCCUAACUCCAGAACCAGAGGCUUUCAAUGAAGGCAAUGAUGACAUCUGGGCAGACCUUGCCCCUAAGAGCUCUAAGAGCAAGAAGACGAAAGCCAUUGAGUCAGUCAAGGAAGAAAAGCCUGCUGCCAAGGGCUUUUGGGCAACAAUUACGGGAGGAUCAGCACCCAAGAAAUCCACCAAGAAAGACGAACCUCCUAAGGAAGAGGACCUUCUAAUUGACGUUGAAGAUGAUCCCCCUGCUGAGCCAGAACCCGAACCUGAACCCGAGCCUGAGCCAGAACCUGAGCCAGAACCUGAGCCGGAGCCGGAGCCGGAGCCAGAACCAGUGAAGCCAAAGGUCAAGAGCACAGCUAAACUAUCUGUUGCCGAGCGCAUCAAGCAACUGGAACAGGCCAAAAAGGACAAGAUCAAGGAGUCUAAAUUGAAAUCCAAGGAAAAGAAGCCUGACCCCGAACCGGAGCCAGAGCCUCCCGCCGAGGAGCCUGUGAAGAGCUCUAAGUCCAAGAAGGAUCUGGAGCCAGAAGAAGAAAGAGAGCGUUCUAGAGACUCUGUUCCAGGUAGCUUCCCAGAUGAACCUCCUGCUGAGCCAGAGCCGGAGCCUGAACCUGAACCAGAGCCCGAACCAGAGCCAGAAGCCGAAGCUCCUGCUCCCGAUCUCUCGAAGAUGACUAAAAAGGAAUUGAAGAAAUAUAAAAGGGCCCAAGCGGCCGCCGAAGCUGCCAAGGAGUUUGCUCCGCCCCCACCCCCAGAGCCGGAAGCCCCGGCCCCGGAGCCCGAGGCUGAACCAGAGGCUGAGGCUGAGGCUGAGCCAGCUGCAGAAGUUGAUGACGGGGCUCCCCCGACACCACCCCCUGAAGAACCAGAGGAAAAGCCUUCCAAGUCCUCUAAGAAAGAUCGCCCACGUGUUGAACGCACCAAUACAUCUUCUGGCUGGGGAUUCUGGGGUGCAGCGCCACCAGCAAAGAAAUCUAGCAAAAAGGAUCCAAAGCCUCCAAUAGAGCCGGAACCAGAGCCGGAACCGGAGCCAGAGCCUGAGCCUGAGAUUGAACCAGAGCCAGAGCCAGCACCGGAGCCUAAACCAGAACCAGCAGAAGCAGAAGCUCCUGAGGAAGAAGCUCCAAAGGAAAUUCCCAAGGAGAAGAAGAGAUCCUCCAAGGACAAGGAGUCCAGGAAAAAGGAAAGCAGUCGAGCGGAACGGUCGAAGCCGACAAAGUCUCGACCUAAGGAGUCUGAUCAGGAGAUUGAAAAGUCGUCAACAUCAGACCGAGAGAAACGGCGAGACCGCGAGGCGCGCACUCCGAAGCAGCAGCGUGCCUCGACGCUAUCCAAUUUCAUACUUGGUGCUCCUCCACCUACGCGAACGAAAUCAACGCGCAAGCCAGGCACUUCAAAGUCAGCUUCCAGGCCAGUGUCCCGUAGACCAUCUGUUGAGAUGGAUGGUGAGGGCGCCAUGCCAUCCCCUCCUCCGGAUGAUAAGCCCGAGAUGCCCGAUAAGGCAGCCAGGUUGAUGGGGGCAUCAAAAUCAAGGCGCGAACGUCCACGCAUGGAGAAACGGAGAUCAGCUCCUCGUGAUCCUUACGCGAUCGAAGACGACGACUUAGUCAUGGUAGACGCAGAAGAAGCUGGUGGCCAAUCACCCAAGGAGGGCUCUAAGGGAUCUGCACCAUCGAAGCGCAGAUCCAGGAGAGAGUCGCGCGCAAGGCCUGAAGAGGAUGACGCUGUCAUCGUCGAUGCGGAUGGGCCCGAUGACGCCGUUCUUGUCGAUACCCCAAGAGACCCCAGGGAACGACGCUUGAAGCGUGCUAACACAGCUCCACCCAAGAAGCAAGAAUCCGGCGGUUUAAUGGGCCUGUUUGGUUCUUUUAGAAAGAAUAACACUCGCCCAGAACGUCCAGAAAUGCCAGACCGACGAAAGUCCCGCUCAUACCGCGACGAAGAAGCAAGAAACAUGACAGAGCCAGAACGUGAUGAUCCUCGACGAGCGCGACGUGACGACCGUCGCCGGCGAUCUGUCAGGCCUGACACCGAUGGGGAAGGAUUCACCACCGAUGCUGCUGGUGCGGCCAUGGGCGAAACAGAAGCCGAAGAUGCGGAAGCCCGUAGAGCCGCCCGGCGAGCGAAGCGCACAUCUCGACAGGCACCUUCCGAUACACGCGAGGUGGAAGCGCGGGAAGCCGAGGAACGACGUGCUAGGCGCAAAGAAAAAGAGAGAGCACGCGAGCAGCAGGCUAAGGAAGAGGAGGAAGAGCGCCGUCGCGUCCGCCGUGCUGCACGAGAGGAGCGACGUGCACGAGAAGAACAAGAAGCUCGCGAAGCCGAAGCUGCUGCCGAGGCCAAAGCAGCAGAACGACGUGAACGCCGACGCGUGCGCGAAGAGGAGAUGGCCGCUAAGGCUAAACGCCGGCGCUCUCGCGCUGAAGAACCCCCAGCCCAAAACUUUUACCCGCCUGAAGAGCGACGUCGUGGCUCGCGAACAGCGGACGACUCGAAAUCUCAUCGCAGGCCCAGACCAAUCAUUCCAGACGCACCCGAAGAGGAUCUUGUCAUGACUGGUGGACUCAAUCACGGCGCGCCAAAGAAAGACAAGACAUCUUCGUGGGUCUACUCCCAAGCUGAUGAGCCCCCGGAGCCUCCACAAAUAGUCCCAACCUUCAUUGAUAUGCCUCCAGCCGCUGCUACUGCCGCGGAAAACCUCAACGCGCAUUCACUCUCUUCAGACGAAGAAGCUCGCCGUGCUGUCCGUCGCCGAGCUCGCCGCCGUGCGAAGUACGGUGAAAUGGCUGACGAGGAGAUUGAGGAGAACCGUUCGCGCCGCCAGCCUUCCCGCCGAGACCCCAAAAGCAGCUCUGGCAGUGGUGACUACGAGCGCGAUCGUGGUAUGAGAUCACAUGGAAGUCGACAGGAUGCUCCUGUCCCUCCGAGCUCUGGGGCGAAGAAGUCGAGCUGGUUGCGCAAACUUGCAAAUUUCUAA